GCCGCCUACUGGACAAGAGACUGGCUGCUUUCAACAGGUUCAUCAUGGUCGCUCCCCCCCUCGUCUGGCUCCACCUCUUAUGCAGGCUUAAAAUAUGUUUGUGGACCAACUUCAUACACGCUCAGUGAUGACGAGCGUCACUCACGGUCCUUGAAUAUUAAAGUUACACAUUAAAGUAAAAAAUAUAGCAAUACGGUCAACGGUCAAAAAGGUGAGUUGCCUUUUUAGAAUGAUCCUUCUCGGUGACAUAAUAACAAUUCACUCCCAUCUAUUCUUUGUCUUGACACAUUUUUAACAAUUACCUUCAAGUAUAAAUAAAGCAAGCCAAUGAAUUUACGACGACUUGAAAUCUUACCCGAGACGAGCGUGAUUGAAGUUUGUCGCCUCCUCAGGUCUCAAGAUGGUUCAUCGUGUGGAUGAAGCAUCCGCUCUAUUCCUCAAUGCCUCGCCUGGUGUCGCGUCAGUGCAGAUGAGCGACGAUAGUGACAUGGACGUGGUCGCCUUAAUCUUCAACGUGCUCACCGUCCUGCUUGGCCUUCCGGGCAACGGCAUUGUGAUCUUGGUGGUGGGAUUUCGGCUCAAGGCAACCGUCCUCAACGUGUGGCUGGUCAACCUAGCCACGGCGGACCUAAUCUUCUGUGUCACCCGAAUCUUCUCUCUGGUCAGGGUUCUGUUCCUGAACCACUGGCCCUUUGGCUUGUUCAUGUGCAGGCUCAAAGCCUUCUUCAAGUACACCAACAUGUUUUGCUCCGUCUUCAUGCUGGCCAUCAUCAGCGUGGACCGAGCCGCCUGCGUCUGGUUGCCGGUGUUAACUCGGCGCCGCCGCACCGUGUGCGCCGCCCGGCUCGUGACUUUGGGCACAUGGGUGGGGGCUGUUACCUUAAGCUGGCCCUUCUUCCAUUACCGAGGCAUCUUGGUUUGCAAUAAAAACCUGAGCAGCUGCAUCUUGGAUGACAAGAUCCACACACAGGUCAAGACGGCGCUCUAUGUCGUGCGCUUCCUGUGCGGCUUCCUGAUACCCUUCACGGUCAUCCUGGCUUGCUACAUCCUGGCCGGGGUGGGCAUUCGCCGCACCCGCUUGACGGCUAAGACGCGCCCCCUAAGGCUGAUGGCCCUGCUGGUGUGCGCCUUCUUCAUGUGCUGGGCUCCUUACCAUGGCCUGCAUAUUCUCCGGUUGGUGGACAGCAGAAGCUUGUGGGACGUGCUGAUGCCCACCGCCAAGGGUCUGGCUUUCUUCCACAGUUGCGUCAACCCGUUUCUUUACUUCUUUGUGGGGUACAAGAUGAAGGGCUGGCCCAAAAAAUGUCUGCCGCGAGUGUUCAAGAGCGCUAUGGAUGACAACCUUGCCAAUGAGAUCGGGCAGUCCAACUACAGCAUCAGAGACAGAAUGGAAAUAAAAUUGACUGAAAAAUAGCAACACAGAAAGCAGGUUCAAUAAAUAAACAAGUCAGUGUGCUUUAAAAAAGCCAGAAAUUCUUGUACACUUUUAGGCCGCUAUUCGGGUCCCUGGAUGCAUCGCCACAAAGAGUCAUAAAGGUUAGGAGACGUUUUGAAGAGGCCCAAAGACUUCUGCUGUCCUUUAUCUCACCAUCUGCAGAAGAGG
Messenger RNA from Syngnathus acus (greater pipefish), 1603 nucleotides. Its product is annotated as C3a anaphylatoxin chemotactic receptor-like. Gene Ontology annotation, molecular function: complement receptor activity; G protein-coupled receptor activity. Gene Ontology annotation, cellular component: plasma membrane. Gene Ontology annotation, biological process: positive regulation of cytosolic calcium ion concentration; inflammatory response; phospholipase C-activating G protein-coupled receptor signaling pathway. The record is from RefSeq and is a predicted model, not a curated record. The transcript has 2 exons. The coding region runs from base 401 to 1414 and encodes 337 amino acids. Lineage: Eukaryota; Metazoa; Chordata; Actinopteri; Syngnathiformes; Syngnathidae.